Gamsiella multidivaricata is the source of this 240-nucleotide messenger RNA. RefSeq lists its product as uncharacterized. The transcript is spliced from 4 exons. The record is from RefSeq and is a predicted model, not a curated record. NCBI's taxonomy places the organism in Eukaryota, Fungi, Mortierellomycota, Mortierellomycetes, Mortierellales, Mortierellaceae. Bases 1 to 240 code for a protein of 79 amino acids.
AUGCGCGAGCGCUACGGUGUCAAACUCGUCAACUUCUGGGUCAACAAGGCCGUUACCGAGACUCUUCUCAGCAGCCCAAAGUUCCAUGAAUUCGCAGCCAAGACACAUCACCAUGUUAGCAGCAUCUCUCAGAAAGCGACCCCAAUGAUCUCCGAGAGCACCAACAGGGCUUCGGUCUUUGCCAAGGCCUUCAAGGAGACCAUCAUCAAGGAGUCUGAGAAUCUCGCCAAGAAGAAGUAA